This is a messenger RNA of Symsagittifera roscoffensis, 3706 nucleotides long. RefSeq names its product CTTNBP2 N-terminal-like protein. The coding region runs from base 38 to 2566 and encodes 842 amino acids. The record is from RefSeq and is a predicted model, not a curated record. Lineage: Eukaryota; Metazoa; Xenacoelomorpha; Acoela; Convolutidae. The transcript is spliced from 5 exons.
UAAUGGGUAAAGGAGCAAAAUGUAUAUGUAAAUAGAUAUGGAAUACGAGGCGUUUUCUGAGGCGAAAAUUGAUCCACUCGGAAAUACAAAUGACAGUAUACCAAAUAACAGGGCUCAAUUUGGCGAUGAAAGCAGUCUCAAUUCUCUCAACAAGUCGAGUCUUUGUUCAAUAGCGGCUCAGCUGGAAGCCGAACUUGAAGCUUUUCACUUUGUUUUAUCUUCGUUAAAGAAGGACAAUUUGAAGAAGCACAAGGUGCUGCUGCAGUAUGGGCAGCUGAAUGCCACAGACCCCUUCUCAGCACUCCACAGAGACACACAGCUCCUCAAUACAUUCACCAGAUCCACAUCCUCGUCUGCUGCACCUGGCAAGGGCCACAGUGACAGCAAUGGAACUGCUGCUGCUGCCGCCGUCAGUGGAUCAGAUGUGAGUGGGAGUAGAGGAGGAGGAGGAGGGCAGAGGACAAGUUCGUGUGAGGAUGCGUGCCUUCAUCAAGCUUCUAUGGUCACUCACCAGCCACUGCUGUUCGUGGAGGAGUUGGUGAAAACGCACAAGCGCAAUCUGAACAGACUUGGAGUACAGAUUCUACACCUGGAAAGACGCUACCACAAGGCGUUGACUGAUCUGGAAGAGGAGAAAAAGAAGCACUCAGCUGACCAAGCAGUGGGGGAGGAAGUGGCUUACCACUUGGAGAAGGAGAGGGACAAACUCGUGCUCAAGUUGGAGGAGGAGCAAGGGGCCAGGAAGAACAUGGAGAAUAACUUGGUGAAGAUGAAGCAGCUGUUGAUGAAUGAAAGAAGCAGACGACAGAGUGACACGGUCAAAUUGCUGAAAGACAGACAGGCUUUGGUGUACAAACUGUACAAUGAGAAGAAACUCACGCAGACGGUGAGAGACAGCCUCGCAGCUGAGACAGGACGGGUAGGGGAGUUGAACUCUGCUGUGGACGAGUGGAGGGGGAAGUGUGGCCAUCUGGAAUCCCGUAUGCAACUGCAGUCCUCCGAAGACUCUCGCUCUGGCUUCGAGAAGCAGCAACUAGAAUUAAAACUGACCCGAUCGGAGAAGCAGUGCUCCAAUCUGCAGGAGGAGAUCAUCAGAUUGAAAGAGAGAAUAUAUGAGCUGGAGAAGGGAGGCCACACUCCUGCAUCCGACAUCCCAGAGAUAGUGGAGAGCAGACAACCUCUUUCUCAGCCAGCGCAGCAACCCAGAAGGGAGUAUGCCCCACCCCCAAACAUGCACAGCCAUGGGGGAGCAGUAGUGAAAAUGGGCGCUGGAUCCAGUGCGAAUAUAUCUGGAAUGAGCGCCUCGGCUCUUUCAGGGCUGAACCUGACGACAGCUUCUGCUCAAAACUUGUCCCAAGUGCACUCUAGGUCACCAUCGUCGACCACAAACAACAAUAAUAACAUUAGUAGUAGUAGUAGUGUAAAUAUUAAUCCAGUGCAAUCACCUUCGGCUGCCGCCGCCGGCACCCUUAAUUCCCAGUUGGGACCAGGGGGAAGCUCACGAGUGUCUCCUGGCACAGCCUCCGGUCCCACUGGUGCUUCUCCAAUGCUAUCCUCUCCUGGGCAGCAAUACCAGCAACACCCUCAUCCUCAGCUGCUCAUAAGUGCAAACGCAUCUCAAUCUCACCAGGCAAACAGUGCAAAGCGCAAUCUCAACGGUCGUUUUCCUCUAGAUGAAACAGCUUCUUAUAACGGACCAGUGGCACCCUCUGGCAAUUUAGGAAGUGCACCUCUCUCCCAGGCCCAUAUCCAGUCCUUGGCAGCCCAAUUUGCAGCCUCUCACUCCCACCCUUCUCUCGCUGUCUCUCCCACCGAUCAAUCGCCUCUGGGCAUGGAGAGGCUGAGCGUGCACACACCCAAUGGUCUCGACGCCUCCUCACAUGGCAGUCAAGAUCAUGUAGACUUCGGAUCAGGGGACUCGGGUUCCAGUGGGUUCCAAUCUAAAAAGAACUCGCAGCAUUCUGGAAGAAACUCCAAUUCUUUUCUGGCGCUCCAGCAGCAUCAUCCUGGCUCCUCAGCGUCCAGCUCUAGGCUCUCACCUCCCAACUCAGAGUUCAAUUUGUUCGCCAAUACACUUCCUGUCAUGACUUCGACAGGAUCUGGCUUCUCCAACAGGAGCACGAUACCCAACAGCUCUAUCCACUCAAUGGGAACAGUGGGGGUAAGUCAACAACAGCAACAGCAGCUCUUUUCAUCAAACCACAGCAGUCUUAGCCAAAUGUCUGCUACGCUCCAGCAGCAGAACAAACAGUUCCAGCAACAGCAUGCAUUCGCUUCCAGUAGCUACCAGAACAUGACCCAGCCCAAGUAUAGAAUCAGCACCGGUCCGUCCUCUGGCUUGGGAACUAUGGGCUCUACAGGUGCAGCUGGUGGCUAUGGAACCAAGCUGGGAGUUGGUUCAGGCACAGGUGGUGUGCUGUCGAGCUCCUCGUCUGGGACAAGUAAGCCAGACCCACCUGCCAGAACGUCAUCCUCCCUCUCGCACCAGAACAUACUGGGCAAUUCAUCUGGCCAAUCGCAUAGUCACUCACACAACCAGGCAGCCACAGCAACCAGUGGUCAAUGAAGACACUUGCAGAUGUAUUAGGUGGAACUUAGGAGAUGUAUUAGGAGAAUGCAAUUGAAGAACAUGACAUAAGACUCCACGCCCUCCAAGUAAGAUGGGUAAUGAGAGAGACUCAAUGGGUUACUUGUGAUUUAUCCUGUUGCAAUAACGUUUACGCACUGCAAUCACUCAUCUAGUUUUUGUAACUAAAAACAAGUUAGCUUUUAAACAAGUGUUUGUUUUAUGGGGCUGACCCUGCAUUAUCUCACCCAACACAACCUAAAGCAAUCUCCCUUCUCUGUCGAAUCUGAGCAGGGUUGCAGAGUGAGGCAAUGCUUCUUCCGGGCACCCAUCCAAUAUCAUCUCUCAGUCAUUAGCAGAGUCCCUUAGCCAUGCCCUAAAUUUUCUAUUUUAUUGCAAAUGAAUCGAAUUAAUUGAUAGUUUACUUUCCCCGCAAAUCUCUUCUUAGUUUUAUUAUACACCGUCACCCCCUUUACUUCACUUUUUGCGUCGCCUCUCAAAUUUUACUUUCAAAUGACUCUCAAUUUGUGUUGUUGUGGUGCACACACAACGUUGCUGAGUGUCGAAAUAAGAAUGAUAAAUAAUUACAAAUAGGUCUAAUAAAUUUUCUACAUUCUUAACUAAUUAAUCAUCUUAAAUAACACUUUGUAUUUUAUUCGUAAUUUAUUUGGAUAAUGUUCCCUAGAUCGUAAUUUUUGUUGAAUACAUUUCAAUUUGUAAAUCUAUACCACUUCAAACAUCGAAAUGUGCAUCUGAUGAGAAUUCAAAUAGUCACAUUUAACAUUUUUUGGCUUGCUGCAGUCCAAAUUGGUCAGCAGAAAAGCUACUGAACCUCAGUUUGCAUUGAUGAGCGACCUGACUGCGUUUGAAGUGGUUGUUGUGUGCUGUUUACUUAACUUCCUUGCUGCCCUUUCAAAGGACACCUCUUUUCCUUACAGUCUCAAUACAAUUGUGGCGUAAAUGGACGACACAACUUAAUUAGUUGGUAGUUAAUUGAUAACGUUUAAUUUGAACCAGCCGAGUGCUUGUUGCAAGUGCGUUCGACUAGUGGUUCGCAGCAUAUGAGAUUUUUAUUUGUGUCAGAUAGAACAUUCAUAUUCAUUCUGUAAAUAAUUUUCAAUUUCAAAUUUUUCCACUCAA